CCCAUGUUGAUCCAAGAAGAGUAUGGCAAGGCCUCUGAGCUGGGUUUCCUCUUCCUCUCCCCCCUCUUCCUGGUCUCCUGUUGUACGGUGGGACUUGAGCUUCGCAGAUCCAAGUCUUUCUCCUCCUCCUCUUCUCCGCUGCUCUGCUCGAGUUGUACGAGCCAGACAGGAUGGAGAGCACCUCUGGAUGAUGCUCCGGGUGGGUACAGAGAGAGAUCCGAUCACCUUCUCCUCUGGCCCGGGCGAUAUAUAUCGUGAGGAGGAGUUUGGUAGGGCUGUGAAUCUGGUGAUGGAACUGUUAUGGUUGGAGAGGUCAUUAACAAAUGAGAUAUUGCUGUGGAAUCAGAGAUCAGAUGGUUCAGGGAGGCUGAGGCUGCUCCAAUUCUUUUUUUUACUUUGCCACGCCCACGAUCCUGAUGCUGAUGCUGAGGUUUUACCACAUCCCGUACAGUAGGAGUCUUUGAUCCGGUAAAAGCCAAACCACCCCGCUUUGUUCUUCCAGCUUCAUCGUCGUCUACUUGGUUUUCCAUACUUGCAAGCAAAUAGAGGCGUGCCGUGGGGGUUCAGCACCCCUCUGCCACUGUUGGGUUGAACCGUGUUGGGAAAGUAAACAUAGGGGGAAAUAAUUCGUGCUUCAAGGAAUAGGAAGAUCAUUAUCUCCAACUAUUCCGUACACAAAGCGUAGUGUGAUAGUAGAGAUAAAAAGAACUCACAUAGGAAGGAAGGUCGGUGUCUGACAGCAUUAUUAUC
This is a messenger RNA of Musa acuminata subsp. malaccensis (wild Malaysian banana), 750 nucleotides long. NCBI's taxonomy places the organism in Eukaryota, Viridiplantae, Streptophyta, Magnoliopsida, Zingiberales, Musaceae. The record is from RefSeq and is a predicted model, not a curated record.